Molecule: messenger RNA, 8374 nt
Organism: Corapipo altera (White-ruffed manakin)
Lineage: Eukaryota; Metazoa; Chordata; Aves; Passeriformes; Pipridae
Gene: EPB41
Product: erythrocyte membrane protein band 4.1
Exons: 20
Coding region: 90-2690 (866 amino acids)
Biological process (GO): cortical actin cytoskeleton organization
Cellular component (GO): plasma membrane; cytoskeleton
Molecular function (GO): actin binding; structural molecule activity
Source: RefSeq, a predicted model, not a curated record
UUCUCCAUUCUCUUCUAUCUGCUGCCCCGUGAUGGAUUUUGGUGCCUCGCCUGCGUGGUUGGCCCGGCUGUCUCAUCUCUGGCACCACCAUGACAACAGAGAAGAGCCCAGCGGCGGACGCCGACGGCUCGGACCAGCAGCAAGCCAAGGAGGAGGAAGGAGCUGCUGAAGCACAGAAGCAGGAGGCUUCUCUGGAGGAAGGGGCUCAGCCUACGUCAGAGGGGCAGGGGCAGAAGCAGAAGGCCUCCAACGGAGACACCCCCACGCACGAGGAGCAGAGCAAGAAGGAACGUCGCACCUCCGAGGGCCGGGGCCUGUCCCGCCUCUUCUCCUCCUUCCUCAGGAGGCCCAAGUCUCAGGUGUCUGAAGAGGAAAAAGACACUGCUCCUAAAGAGGCAGGAGGUGACCAGAAAGGUUCAGGAUUAGGAGCCAGCCCUGAUGAAGACAUCCUGGUGAAAGCGCCGAUCGCAGCUCCUGAGCCCGAGCUCAAAACCGACCCGUCACUGGAUCUCCAUUCCUUGAGCAGUGCAGAAACACAGCCUGCACAGGAGGAGAGGAGGGACGAGCAGGAGCCAGAGGGCAAAGACCCUGAGGACAAGGAAGAAGGAGAAGCCAAGGAAGAGUGUGCCAAGCCAGAGCCUAAACCAGAGACUCCGGAGACCAAAGCAGACAAGGAUUUGAAAGCUGCCCAGAAAGCAGUGAAAAGACACAGAAACAUGUACUGCAAAGUGAUCUUGCUGGAUGACACCAUUUUUGAGUGUGCUGUGGAUAAACAUGCCAAGGGACAGGAGCUCCUUAAAAAAGUCUGUGACCACCUCAAUCUGCUGGAAGAAGACUACUUUGGUUUGGCCAUAUGGGACACACCAACCUCCAGGACGUGGCUGGAUCCUGCCAAAGAAAUAAAAAAGCAGGUUCAUGGAGGCCCCUGGGAUUUUACCUUCAAUGUCAAGUUUUAUCCUCCAGAUCCUGCCCAGCUGACUGAGGAUAUAACCAGGUAUUACCUGUGUCUUCAGCUCAGACAGGACAUCCUCACGGGGCGGCUGCCCUGCUCCUUUGCAACCCUGGCCCUGCUGGGCUCCUACACGGUCCAGUCGGAGCUGGGGGACUAUGAUCCCGAGCUCCACGGCCCAGAUUACAUCACUGAGUUCAAACUGGCCCCAAACCAGACAAAAGAGCUCGAAGAGAAGGUUGUGGAGCUUCAUAAAACAUACAGAUCCAUGACUCCAGCCCAAGCAGACCUGGAAUUUCUUGAGAAUGCAAAAAAGCUGUCUAUGUAUGGAGUCGACCUUCACCAAGCCAAGGACUUGGAAGGAGUGGACAUCACUCUGGGAGUCUGUUCCAGUGGCCUUCUUGUUUACAAAGACAAACUGAGAAUCAACCGCUUCCCGUGGCCCAAAGUCCUGAAGAUUUCCUACAAACGCAGCAGCUUCUUCAUAAAGAUUCGGCCGGGGGAGCAAGAACAGUAUGAAAGUACAAUUGGGUUCAAGCUUCCAAGCUACCGGGCAGCGAAGAAGCUGUGGAAAGUCUGUGUUGAACAUCACACCUUCUUCAGGCUGACUUCCACCGAGGCCAUCCCGAAGAGCAGGUUCCUGGCGCUGGGCUCCAAGUUCCGCUACAGCGGGCGGACGCAGGCGCAGACGCGGCAGGCGAGCGCCCUGAUCGACCGGCCCGCGCCCCAGUUCGAGCGCACGGCCAGCAAACGAGCCUCCAGGAGCCUGGAUGGAGCUAAACGUGCGACUCAGAAAGUUGAGUUCAGGACCAUAGAGGAAGAGAAGCAGAAGGAGGUGGUGGUGGUUGAGGUUCCUGAACCAAAACCUGCGGAUCAGAUCCGAGAGAAGCCAGCCAAACACACUCUUGAAACUUUUGAAAUGAAACCCAUUGCAGAGGAGGAAGAGGAGGAGGAGAAGGUAGAGGUGGUUAAGGUUCCUGUUGCCAAGCCCAAGUUCCCGGAGCCGGUGCCACCGCGGUCAGCAGUGGCUGUGAUAACCCCGGAGCGGAGUCCCCGGCCCACCUCGGCCCCGGCCAUCGCUCAGAGCCACCCUGCAGAGCCAGCCCCAGCUAAGCCUGACGUGAAGGACGUGGCCACAUCUAAAAUAGGGAAGGAAACAGCAAAAGCUGAUGUGAGACGUGAGGAAUUCCCACCAGAGAAAGCCAAGGCAGAGCCAGCUGAUGCAUCCAAGGUGAGGAAAACACACAUUGAGGUCACAGUCCCCACCACGAAUGGUGCCCAGCCCCAGCAGCAGCCUGCAGAAAAAGAGGAAGAGCUGAUAAGAAUGAGGAAGAAGAGAUCAAAGAGGCUAGAUGGUGAAAACAUUUAUAUCAGGCAUAGCAAUUUAAUGUUGGAGGAUCUAGAUAAGCCCCAGGAGGAAAUCAAGAAGCACCAUGCCAACAUCAGCGAGCUGAAGAAGAACUUCAUGGAGUCCGUCCCGGAGCCGCGGCCGAGCGAGUGGGACAAACGUCUGUCCACCCACUCCCCUUUCCGGACCCUCAACGUCAACGGGCAGAUCCCCACAGGAGCGGAUGGAGUCAAGAAAGUCACUGUCCUAUCUUCUGAGAGACAGUCUCCCAGCUACUUUCUCCCCAAUUCUCACCACUUAGGGGUGUGCAAAGAACCAGUCCCAAAAUACCGCACUGACCAGAGGAGGUUGGCUCAGCUGAGGGAGCUUAGAGCCAAGUUUUUCCUCUCCUAAGUACACUUGGAUUUGCCCAGGGCUGCCAAACUAAAGGGAUGGAGAGUUACUGCACAGCAACAUUCCCCCAAUCUUUUCUUUCUUCAGCAGAAGUGCUGGAGGCUUUGCAUGGUCCUGUGUGCUGAUUUACUCAUUCCGGGUUUUUAACGUUCCUCAGACUCCAGAAACAAAAGUGCUAAAACACGGAGCAAAAUUCCAGGAGCUUGCAGUGCUCCCACUGCCAUCCUGCCCGUUCCACACGUGGCAUUUCUGAGAAUAGCAAUUUUACACUUGUUCCAGUAGAAUUUUCAGACCAAUCAGUGUUUUGAUACUCUGGUCAGAACUUUGGAAAAGCCUUUUGUAUCUGCUCUGCAGUCUGGCUGCUCCAUGGGAUUUGCCAAACGCUGGUUUUAAGGGUAGAUUAGGAAGCUGUCAGAGACCACCUUUUGUACUGCACCAUCCCUGUUUCUAAUGCCUCCGACUUUUUUCUCGACCAUUCCAAUUCCAAAACACUCCAGGAGGUUUUGAGCACCUGCUUUCCUGGCAGGGCAGGCACAAACCACCACAACCCUGAUCCAGAUGUUGAUCAGUUCUGCAGGGAGGACAUGGUUCUGUAGCUCCAAGGCUCGUGUGGCCCAGGCCAGGGGCUACUCUGCUCCCCAGGGCAGUUUAUUUUACGUUGAGAAGAGCUGUCCUAAUGCUUUGCACACCUCCAAGUGUCACUUUUGGCCACUUUCCAUCUGUCAUUUUUGUUCAUCUCUCUCUGUCUUUCUUGAUCUUCUACCACGAAAGCAGAAACGGGAACGUCCUCUGUUAGUACAGGAUGAAGACAAAUUAAAAAAGCAGCAGAUACCUACUGAGACAGCCUUUCCCCGGCCAGCAAGUGAAGAAACUCUUCCAAAGGUUUCAAUUGCAAUUCCUGAAGAGCAGAAAGCACUCAAAAAGUGUCAGCUGUACUCUAGCAUUUUUCCUUCUCCACGCAUUCCCUUUAUGAUGUCCUUUCUCCUCGUUGUAGCACUGACUGUUUGGUGGCUGCUCUUUCUCUGAGUGGCAACAGGGUCAUGUUGAAACCUCAAGACCAAAGCUCCUGAAUUUCUUGGCCGUAGCCUCUGCUGCAUCUUCCUUGUCCUGGUCUUUGAUCUCUCUAGUUCGCUGUCCCGGGGAGGGACAUCCCGCGACCGUCCUGUUAAAUCCCUCUGUGUGUCCUUGUGUGGCUGGGAUGGGACCUGGCAGGAGUGGUCUGGGAUUGCUGGGUCCCUUCUGAAGUUUCCUACUGUGCAAAAGCAAAUUCUUUGAACCCUGUUCCUGAUUGCUGUGAGAGAGCAGACGGGGAGAGGAAAUGAUGGGAGGAGUCGCUGGCUUCCUGAGCCCCUGUAGACUUCACGUAGGAAUUGCUAGAAAAUUGCUUUAAAACUUGUUGUUUUUAAUGUAAAAUGUUCAAAAACUGGAGAACCUUUGAUACUGGUCCAAAAGAGGCUUUGCAGUAAUCUGCUGAAUUAUGGAAUCCUGGAAUGGUUUGGGUUGGAAGGGACCUUAGAGCCCAUCUCAUUCCAAGCCCCUGCCAUGAGCAGGGACACCUUCCACUAGCCCAGGUUGCUCCAAGCCCUGUCCAACCUGGCCUUGGACACUUCCAGGGAUGGGGAGUCCACAACCUCUCUGGGCAACAAGAGGUUGAAUCUCUGGGAAGAAUAUCAGAAUCUAAUCCAUAACCUCUCCUUUCCUAGGAAACUCAGAUUGGCAUUUCAAUACAAAGUGCUGGUUCUCACUGCUGUUAGUGAUGACUCAGGGACAGGGACAGGCAGCUUUUCUUUUCCCAGGGGGUGAAGCCUUUGGCAAAACAUCCCAGCUUCCCUCUCCACCCCUAUUCACGUGUCCAAGAAAAUACACAGUGUUACAGGAGAAAACCCAUUGCAAGGAGAUAUUAAUUGUCAACCUAGAUUAAUCAUUUCUUGGAAUCUGAUGGUCUCGGUGCACUUGGGAUGUGUUUUGUUUCAUUUGUGUGGAACUAACGGACUCAUGUUUGCUGAGGUCACAGGGCUGGAGUCACCUGCUGUUUUAACAUCCCCUCUGUUGCCAUGUUGGCUUGGCCACAUCAGGACACACUUCUGAAUGUUAAAGCCCUCAAUUGUUUUUGACUUCUUUACCCCAACCCUUGCAUGCUGCCUGUUGUUUAUUGCCUACAGUGUAAAUGUCUGGAUGAUGCUCCCGUUUAUCCCAGUUCUCCUGGCUGAGCUGUGCAGGCUCCAGCCCAGCUGGGCUGAGCAGAGCUGCUUUGUGAGCUGAAGAGAAGGUGGGACUUUGUGUCCGAGGGGUUUCUUUUCUGUAAAUACUAAAGAUGGGGCUGAGCUGAGCCCCCCGUGUCUCCUUUCAGCAUUAAUCCGUGUUUUCCUGCAGCUGCUGGAGGAUUGGGCUGGACACAGUUACUCUGGGAACAGCCCCCAGUGCCACCAGUGGUGGCAGCUGCUCCAGCAGCACGGGAGAGAAAGGAGCAGACCUUUAUUACAGGGACUAAAAUGUGUGAAUAUAUAUAAAUACAUGUAUUUAUAACCCUUUCUAGAUCUGUAUCCAUGUGAACAGUGUUAUUUAGGAAGCAGAUAAGCUUGCAGGAAUAAGGCAAACAUGGCAUGUGCUGUCUGGUCAGAGGGUCUGUGGUGUGUCACAGACCACUCGAGCCACCUCUUGCUUUCAGUGUACAGGUUGAGGCUCUAAAUGCUGUCUCAGAAACUUAGGUUGGUAGUGAAACUCUUUGUUUUAGUCCCACAGGAAUCUUUCCAGUUCCUCUUGCACCCUGCUCCGAUUAGUUCACCAGUUUGUGCCUUUAGGACUUUGUUUUGUGAGGAUUUUUCAUUGGAAAAGAUUCUUCCCUUUUUAAUACACUGCCUUUAAUACAGUCUUCCUCCUUCAGUGCUUGGAAGUGUAGGAGUCAGAGGGUUGUUGUCCAGGUGAAGGAAAGUGUCAGCAGGCUGUGUCCCUGCAUCCUUGGAGCAUCCCUUGGAAUGCACUUGAACUCCAGCGAGUUUGGGGUGGAGUUUAGGAAGACAAAAGUGGGCCCUGGAGAGGAGAGGUGGAAAGAGAUGUUGAGGUGCCACGUGCAGAAGAUGCAGGAUGGAAGAAGCCAGGGGGAUGCUUCUGGCUGGGAUUCCCUGCCUGCAUCUCCUUCCCAAAAUUGGAACAGAUAUGCUGAAAAACAGGGACUGUUUGCUCUCCCCAACCUGGCUGGGGAGGGAAGGGAUGGGAGUUGUGUGGGUGUCUCUUUGUUCAUUUUCUGUCCAUAUUUCCUGGAGAAGAGCAGCUUAAACACAACAGGUGCUCCCUUCCCAAAGCCAUUGCUCGGGAUCCCUCUUGGAAUGCACAGCUGAGGUUCCUGUGUGUGUCUUUUUGGUUCCUUGACAAGGACUUGGAAGCCACAUGGGUGGCUUUGGCAAAGCCAUGGUUUCUGUAGCUCUGUCACCCAAUUCCAAAGGACCUGAAGUUUAAAACUCUUUGCCCAGAGCAAUAUCUGACCGGAGUGCUCAGGGUGUCUCAUCCCAGAGGGGUGAGAGGUGGGCUCUGCCACUUCAGCUCAACUCUGUAAUUCUUUAAUUCAAACGGUCUCUUUCUUUCUCUUUUUUAAUCUUGAGAUAAGGCUGGUUGUCAUCAGCAAAAAACCUUGGAAACUUUACACUCUGAGAACACUCAGGAACAUUUUUGGGAUUUGUAUACCAGUUAUCACUGCAGAGUAUAAAAAAAUUGAACAAAUGCUUUCUGUUUCUCUGGCAGUUUAGAGGCCAGUUAUAUUCCUCUGGGUGGGUAUGAUCCCUCCUGACAGAGAAUUCGUGUAGCUUAUCAGGAACAGAAACCUCAUCCAUCUGAUGCCACAGGGAUGUGCCCUCUGGGCUCCAGCCCCUUUUCCAGUCCCUCCUCUGCUUUUUUUCCUGUUUGCUUGUAAGGCAAAUGGAGUGACAUCCAUGGCAUUCCGUGUAAGGUCUCGUUCCUGAACGUUAUCUCUCCCAUUUGUGCACAUUCCGUGUCUCUUACACCUUGGUGCUGUGGUUUCACCCUUUUCCCUUGGUGUCCGUGCAGGACGCCCUCAGAGGAGGGAUUUUGGGAUGCCUGCUGUCAUCCUUGAGCACAGGGAGAGCUCAUUCACUCUAGUGCUGUUUAAGAGCAGAGGUCUCAGGGGUUUUGUAAAGGAACCAACUCCGUACCACUCCCUGUUUUCCUCAGGAACAAAUUUGCUGGGAGCACUGGCUGCCUGCCCUGACACUGGCACCCAUUAACAGGGAUUCACACGCCCAUGCCAGGCUGUGAGGGAUGGAGAACUGAGUUGUCCCUUCCUGGAUCCUUCCGGGAUCCUGGAAUUGUCUGCAGCCCGUAACCUCCUCCCAGCUGGCAUGAGAAAUCCUGAUUUUUCAAUGUGACCUGCUGCAGAAAAUGACAUUUUGGUGACUCUGGCGCACCAGGAUAGGUCUGACAGCAGUUUUGAUGUUAAUUAGGCUUUCCCAGUGUUUUGUGGUGUGGUCACUCAGCUCUUUGGUGCUCGUGUGUGGGAUCCCCUUAGGAGCUGUCGGGGCUCCAGCGUUUUCCAUCGUGAUUGGUGUGGUUGGCUCCACACUCACUUUCUGAAUCUUCUUACCCUGGUUCUAUCUCUUCUGAACACCACCUAAAACAUACAUGAAUCUCUUGUGCUUUCCUGCUUUAGGAAAAGGUGGACAUCAGUAAUUUUAAGCAGCAAAAUGCUGCUGGUGGCUUGGAACUCGGAUUCAACUCCGAGGCCGUGCUGAGUGUCGGGCUCUACAUGUGCUGAUGCUCGAGGUGUUCACUGCUGCAAAACAACAUCCCUUUUUUCUUUCCCACUGUUAAAAGUGAGCAGAUAAAUGAAGGUGUUGGCUGCUUCUCCUGCCACGUGCUGCCUCUGUUGGGGGGUCAGUAGAAGGUGAGCCGAGGACUCUCCAUGGGCAGGUCAGGGCAUGGAGUUCAGCCAAGACCAGCUCCCCUCCCGUGCAGUUUGUGCAGUGAUGACCCCAAAGAGUAGGUAUUCCCUAUUUCCCUCCUGAAGUAACAAGGAGAAGUGGAUUUCCUCAACGUGGCACCAGGGGAGUAGUUUAUAUUUGGAGGAAAGAGGCUGGGCUGGCCUUGCUGUGUCUGUACCACGGGGCUCCUGGGAAGGUUAUCAUAAAAUCAGGGAAUAUCCUGAGUUGGAAGGGACCCAUAAGGAACAUAGAGUCCAACUCCUGAUGGCUGUGGGCAAAGUGUCUUUCACUUCACAUCAGUGUCAGUAAUUUGUCGCUCUGAGAAUUAUUCCGCUUUGUUGGGUUUUCUUUUUUCUGGUCGUGAGUUGAUGGCACCUGUUCUGACCUACAGAAUGAGGAAGGAAGCUUUCUGGGCAAAUUCAGCCCCAAAAAAGGAUUAUGGAUUCAUGCAGGAACUCUCUGGUCUGUACUUGGUAGUGGGUGACACUGGAGAACCUGUCAGUGGUGGUUCCUCUUGUGUCCCUGUUUGUGGUUUGUGAGGCUGGAGGGAAGGACUGGCCUUGCUUUGGGCCCCUUUGGGAUCUUCUAUCAGUGGUACAUAGUGGUGUUGGGUCAGUUUGUGGGGACUAAAAACACUUUCUUUUUUACCUAAAAUGCUCUCUUUUGGAACACUUUUUCGGUUUUGUAUUUUUUCUCAGAUUUUCCUUUGUAAAUAUGUACAUUUAUCAUUAAUAAAUGUUGUUGCAAAUCACA